Messenger RNA from Didymella exigua CBS 183.55, 2120 nucleotides. RefSeq lists its product as uncharacterized. Gene Ontology annotation, cellular component: membrane. The record is from RefSeq and is a predicted model, not a curated record. The coding region runs from base 429 to 1988 and encodes 519 amino acids. The transcript has 2 exons. Gene Ontology annotation, biological process: transmembrane transport. NCBI's taxonomy places the organism in Eukaryota, Fungi, Ascomycota, Dothideomycetes, Pleosporales, Didymellaceae. Gene Ontology annotation, molecular function: transmembrane transporter activity.
UGAAAACAGAAUCUCACAGAUCCUAAGCACAAGGCUACACCGGCUCGCUGUGUCCAGAGUCUCCUGUCGCAGACAACGUGUGUGGCCGCCCUGACAAAUGCGAUGCCUUCGUGUAACCGUGUUCUGGCGUAACAACCAUCCAGAGCCUUUUUCGCUGUAAUCUUACUACGCCACGCCCGGACGCCCUGUGUAGAAACGGGCCAAGCAGGAUCCGCCAACGCCGUGUCUUGUCCAACCGCCUCCAUGGGGACCCGGAUCCAGUGAGACACUAGUACUGCACUACCCUUGCUCAUAGUACUAGACCUGCACUUUUUUGACACGGUAGGUGAGCACCGCGAGUACAUAUAGAGACCCCGGGCGCCCCCCAGAAGUGGAGUUUGGUUGUGCACCACAAGACCUUUGCAGCUCUCCCAACACCAUCAGUCAUCAUGGUUGCUGAGAAGAACACCGCCACCGGCCUCGAGGCCACUGACCCUACCCUCCGCUCCGACAACGAGAAGUCUGCCGCCGUCUACAACGACUCCUCUGACGCCAGUUCCAACGGUGUCGGCGAGUACGAUGAUCUUCCUGAUCCAGAUGCUGGCAAGAGCGACGAGGAGCGAGCCAAACUUGACCGAGCUCUUGUCUGGAAGAUGGACAAAUGGCUGAUUCCAUGGCUGUCUCUCCUCUACCUGUUGUCGUUCCUGGACCGCACAAACAUUGGCAACGCCCGUGUUGCGAAGAUGGAGCCCGACCUGCACAUGGGUGGCCGUGACUACAACAACGCCCUUACCAUCUUUUUCAUCUCCUACGCUGGUUUCGAGCCGCUCACCAACAUCCUGAUCAAGAGGUGGUCCCCCCGCGUCUUUUUCACCGCUAUCAUCCUCGCCUGGGGAGUUAUCAUGACUCUCAUGGGUGUUGUCCACAACAAGGCCGGUCUUCUUGCCUGCCGUUGGUUCCUCGGUAUCGCUGAGGCUGGUCUCUUCCCGGGCGUUAACUAUUACCUCUCUUGUUGGUACAAGCGCCAGGAGCUCGGUCUUCGCGCCGCUCUCUUCUUCUCCGCCGCCGCUCUUGCUGGAUCCUUCGGUGGUCUCCUCGCUGCUGCCAUUACCAGAAUGCACGGUCUCGGUGGCUACCAGGGAUGGCGUUGGAUCUUCAUCAUUGAGGGUCUAAUGACCGUUAUUGUCGGUUGCGUUUGCUGGUGGAUGACCUUCGACUUCCCGGACACCGCCUCUUUCCUCACCGCAGAUGAGAAGCUUCGUGCACUUCGCCGUCUCCGCUCUGAUGGCCAGUCUCGUGCCACCGUUGGCCACAUCGAUCGCCGCCACGUCUACGCCGCGCUCACAGACUGGAAGACCUGGGGUUACGCCGUCAUCUACAUGGGCUGCUUGUGUCCUCUGUACUGCUUCUCGCUCUUCCUUCCCACCAUCCUCCUCGGUAUGGGCUACACCGGUACCAAGGCCCAGCUGAUGUCCGUUCCUCCCUACGCCGUCGCUGCUGCCAUGACCGUCGUCGUCGGUUUCAUUGGUGACCGCACCAAGCUCCGCGGAUACUGCAAUAUGGUCAUCUCGCUCAUCGGCUGCAUCGGUUUCGCCAUGCUUCUCGCCACCAACAACGUGCACGUUCAGUACGCCGGUACCUUCCUUGGCGCCGUCGGUAUCUACCCUACUGUCUCCAACACUCUGACAUGGGCGUCCAACAAUGUCGAAGGCUCGCUCAAGCGUGGUGUCAUGGUCGGUGUUGUCGUUGGCUGGGGUAACAUGAACGGUGUCGUCUCGUCGAACAUCUACUCCCAGAAGGAGAAGCCCAGGUACUGGACCGGCCACGGUAUCGUGCUCGCCUAUCAGUUCCUCUUCCUCUUCGGUGGAACCGUCUUCAUGCACUUCAUGCUCAAGCGCGAGAACAGGCUCCGCAAGGAGGGCAAGCGCGAUCACUGGAUGCACAACAAGACUCAGGAGGAGAUCGAGAUUAUGGGUGACAAUCGCCCCGACUUCUUCUACACCACUUAAGGGUGUGUGUUAGGGGUCACUUUGUUCAUCGGUUAUGAUUCGAAUUAUGUCUUGUUCCUGGAGUGGAACAGACGAAUCAUUUGUGUGCGCAUCGUUCUAUGAGAUAUGAUUAUUAAAAAUACAUGUUUAUAC